Mizuhopecten yessoensis (Yesso scallop) is the source of this 9714-nucleotide messenger RNA. RefSeq names its product protein argonaute-2-like. Bases 139 to 2883 code for a protein of 914 amino acids. The transcript has 25 exons. Lineage: Eukaryota; Metazoa; Mollusca; Bivalvia; Pectinida; Pectinidae. Gene Ontology annotation, molecular function: RNA binding; protein binding. The record is from RefSeq and is a predicted model, not a curated record.
UUUAAUAGUAGUGCAGCUGACCGCUUGGCAGCCAUUUUGUACGAAGGAGACUGACUGGGGAAUCAUAGAUAGAAAUUGGCCAAUUGAAGCAUUUCAAGGCACGUGGUUGCCUGGAAAUUAGCGUCUUUUGAUGCCAAAAUGUUUCCCAUUCCACCAGGUAUAACGAGAAUCAUGAAUCAACAGUUGAGUUCAAAUGUGUAUAACGGCAAAAUGUUAGAUGGUCAGACUCCAAUGUUUCCACCCUACACUCCGCUCCAGCCAUUGCAGCCAGAGGCAGGAUUUGGGGACAAUCCAGUUGUCCCUCUAGUUCCACCAGUAACUGGGACACCACCCGACGGGACACCACCGCUCCCACGUCUCGCUGACUUUGUCUGUCCCGCGCGACCUAACCAUGGCACAGACGGCAAACCCAUCCUGCUCAAAGCUAAUCACUUCCAGGUCCGCAUCCCAAAGGGCUUCAUUCACCACUACGACAUCUCUAUCACCCCUGACAAGUGUCCACGCAGGGUCAACAGGGAAAUUAUUGAGACUAUGGUCAACUCAUACAGCCAGAAAAUCUUCCAAGGACAAAAGCCAGUAUUUGACGGCAGAAAGAAUCUUUACAGCCGUGAGCCACUUCCGAUUGGCAGGGAAAAGGUCGAGUUGCAAGUAACAUUACCGGGCGAGGGCAAAGAUAGAGAAUUUAACGUAGUCAUCAAAUGGCAGGCACAAGUGAGCUUGUUUGCUCUUGAAGAGUCGUUAGCGGGGCGUAUACACCAGGUUCCCACUGACGCAACCCAGGCCCUAGACGUCAUAUUACGUCAUCUUCCCAGCAUGACCUACACACCUGUGGGUCGAUCGUUUUUCUCCCCACCAGAGGGGUAUGACCAUCCCCUAGGAGGAGGCAGGGAGGUGUGGUUUGGUUUUCAUCAAAGUGUUCGCCCAUCCCACUGGAAAAUGAUGCUCAACAUUGAUGUGUCUGCCACAGCGUUCUAUAAAGCUCAGCCGGUGAUAGAGUUCCUAUGUGAGGUUUUGGAUAUCAAAGACAUCAGUGAACAGAAACGACCUCUGACUGACUCGCAAAGGGUCAAGUUCACAAAGGAAAUUAAAGGCCUUAAAGUAGAAAUUACUCACUGUGGGACAAUGAAGAGAAAAUACAGAGUGUGUAAUGUCACGCGAAGGCCAGCACAAACUCAGUCAUUCCCUCUACAGUUAGACUCUGGUCAGACAGUGGAAUGUACAGUCGCCAGAUACUUCCUGGAAAGAUACAAGAUGAAACUUAUGUACCCUCAUUUACCAUGUUUACAAGUAGGACAAGAACAGAAGCAUACCUAUCUACCACUGGAGGUGUGCAAUGUAGUGGGAGGCCAGAGGUGUAUCAAGAAGCUGACGGACAUGCAGACAUCUACAAUGAUCAAGGCCACAGCUAGAUCUGCCCCCGACAGAGAAAAGGAGAUCAAUAACCUUGUUCGCAAAGCCAAUUUCAAUGCCGACCCGUAUCUGCAAAUGUUUGGAAUCAGCAUUCAAACCCAGAUGGCCGAGGUUCAGGGCAGAGUCCUGAUGCCCCCAAAAAUACAAUAUGGAGGAAGGCAGACAAAGGCCCAAGCAGUACCCAACCAGGGUGUAUGGGACAUGCGUGGCAAGCAGUUCUUCUCUGGCAUAGAGAUCCGUGUCUGGGCAAUCGCCUGCUUUGCACCACAACGAACAGUCCGUGAGGACGCUCUCAGGAACUUCACACAGCAGCUACAAAGGAUCUCUAAUGAUGCGGGCAUGCCUAUUGUUGGUCAGCCCUGCUUCUGUAAAUACGCCACGGGUCCAGACCAGGUGGAACCCAUGUUUAGGUACCUGAAGAACACUUACCAAGGCCUGCAGCUUAUUGUGGUUGUCCUGCCUGGCAAAACGCCUGUCUAUGCUGAGGUGAAGAGAGUGGGAGACAUCCUGUUUGGACUUGCUACCCAAUGUGUGCAGGCUAAGAAUGUGAACAAAACUACACCUCAGACUCUCUCCAACCUGUGUCUCAAGAUCAACGUUAAACUUGGGGGUAUCAACAAUAUUCUGCUUCCAAGUAUCCGACCCAAUGUAUUCCGAGAGCCAGUCAUAUUUCUGGGAGCUGAUGUGACUCAUCCUCCUGCCGGUGAUGCCAGUAAACCCUCUAUUGCUGCUGUGGUAGGCAGUAUGGAUGCCCACCCCAGUCGCUACUCUGCCACUGUGAGAGUACAACAACACCGUCAGGAGAUUAUCCAGGAGCUCUCCACCAUGGUACGAGAGCUGCUCAUCCACUUCUACAAGGCCACACGGUUCAAACCCACACGUAUCAUCUUCUACAGAGACGGAGUCAGCGAGGGCCAGUUUGCACAGGUGUUAUCACAUGAAUUGCGAGCUGUGCGUGAAGCCUGUAUGAAGCUUGAAAUGGGGUAUCAGCCAGGUAUAACAUUCAUCGUAGUACAGAAGCGACAUCACACUCGUCUGUUCUGUGCAGACCGGAAGGACCAGAUAGGGCGUAGUGGCAACAUUCCAGCCGGGACCACAGUUGACGUUGGCAUCACCCACCCGACAGAGUUCGACUUUUACCUGUGUAGCCAUGCAGGAAUACAGGGUACGAGCAGGCCUUCACAUUACCAUGUACUAUGGGACGACAACCGUUUCCAGGCAGAUGAGCUGCAGACUCUGACCUACCAGCUGUGCCACACUUACGUACGCUGUACACGAAGUGUGUCCAUCCCGGCCCCAGCCUACUAUGCACACUUGGUGGCAUUCAGGGCACGCUAUCACCUUGUGGAGAAAGAACAUGACAGUGGAGAGGGCAGUCGUCACUCUGACAACAGUGAGGAUCGAACGCCGACAGCUAUGGCACGGGCAGUCACAGUCCAUCCAGAUACCACCAAGGUCAUGUACUUUGCCUAGAGACCAUGUGACAGGAAGUGCCAGGAUUGAUGGGAUUCCAGAGCUUUAAUUCCACUCCAUUUAAACUUAUGCAGCGAAACUACUACAAGUUGUAUCCAGUACCAUAAUAUUUAUAACUGUAUCCUGACCAGAUAUUGCAAUCAACAUGCGACAAAGACUCCUUAGUUUGACAAUUUUUCCUGUCUCUAUGACAGGUGGACAUUGAUAUACAACACUGCUCCGUGUUGAGUCCUACAACGGUCUGUGUAUUUAACGUCAUGGUGCCGCGUCAUCUGUCAGACAAGUAGUGGACUGAACUGUUGAUAGACUCUUUUGAUCUGUCAGGUGUGCAAACCUGAUCAACAGGUGAAACAAUUUGUACAUUUUCACUAAAUAUAUGGCAGUUUUAACUACAUAGUCAUUGAUCAAUUUUAGCAUUCCCUCCUGUUAAUAAUCAAUUACAGUACUUAAAAACCAUACCACAGUCCAUUAAAAUGUCUUUUGCAUACUUGAUGGGGAAAAAAAGAGUGAAAUGGAUUGUCAUGGACGACUUUGACCAAUUAGGUUUUAAUGAAAGAAUUGUUUUCUGAAGUUCAUAUCAUACAAAACUCACUAUUAGAAGAGUGUGUCUAAAUAGCUGAUGUGUUUAAUUUAGUUGUUAGAUGGUUUGAAAAUUCAACCGGAAGCUGGAUAUUUAACAGAACGAAAUGUUUUUAUAAUUGUUAUCUUGACCAGGAAUGUUAAUUGUGUAAACCAUGUCAAACCAGUGGUAAUUCAAAGUAGUACUUUUUUGUGUGUUAAUCAUGACAUCGUUUAUUCUCGUAACUAUUUAUUAUCAUCCUUUUUCUGUGUGUACAACAGAUAAUUGGGCUGUGAACAGGAAAGGUAGCAGGGACGUGGUCCUGCCAUGGUACCUCACCUCCUGCAAAGGAAAAAAUACAAAUCCAACAAACGCCUCCGAAGACUUUCCUUAUAUUAUAUCUGAAAUGAUGUAAAAUAAUUUUCUCUUGCCUUUUCUAUAUAAUUGAUCAUGCUGUAUAUACCUGCUCUUUACAGUACAAUCAGAGAGUACCACACAGAGGUUGGAUUUUUUCCCUGUUACCUUUCUUGGUAUUUUAUUAAGAUUUUUAUACUUGAAUUUAUUAUGUAGUACAUAGGCUAAAUAGAGUUUAUAGUUCUAUGUGCUAACGUUGUUGACGUGGUAUUGAUGUGCAGGGAACUAAUGUCCUGUGGUGAUGUGAUGUUCUGGUGCUGACAACUAGCCAAAGUAGAACAGUUUUCUCUGUUGCGUCAAAAGUAGUUGGACCUUUCUUCAUAAAGAGAUUAUUGGAUAUGAAAUUGAAAUGACGAAGCAAUUCCAACUGUCUGUUGUACUCUUUGCUAUUUUUAAUUUGAUAAAAUUUAUCCUGAUGGUACACAUUAAAUGUUUCAUUUCAGUGUUAUUUAAACAGGGAAGAUAUGAUAAAUUAAGAUAUUAAAAGAGAAAAAGUUUAGUAAAAGUCAGCUGAACAUUUACUGUACAGGUUGAAAUGCUAUUCCCAUCGUGCUAGUGAAACGUGUUGAUCAUUUUUCACAUUUUAUUUGUUAUAAAGUUUUGUAAGUUGUUCUGUUGUGUUGGAAUAAUCAUGUAGGCCUUCUUGUGACCUCCAUCCCUUGUAGGAAGGAGUACAAGCUUCUUGUGACCUCCGACCCUUGUAGGAGUACAAGCUUCUUGUGACCUCCGACCCUUGUAGGAGUACAAGCUUCUUGUGACAUCCGACGCUUGUAGGAGUACAAGCUUCUUGUGACCUCUGACCCUUGUAGGAGUACAAGCUUCUUGUGACCUCUGACCCUUGUAGGAGUACAAGCUUCUUGUGACCUCCGACCCUUGUGGGAGUACAAGCUGUCAUUUUAACCAUUACACCCAUGACACUGAGUAGAAUGUAAGUCACACUUAGAACGAAGACACUUCACAAAAAGAAAGAGAUUUAGCAGAGUGUCUAAAGUUAAAUCAAGAUUCUUCUGUUAGGUUGGUUUACGUUCUCAAUAAAAAUGUUCUCAAUAAAAAUCAUGUACAUUGCAAUUUUAAAACAAAAUUAUGUUUGACAAUUUUUUUUCUCUCAGAGACUUCAAUAGUACCAUAUAUUAUGAUGAGUCUUGUAUGAUUGAUCUUUUAUUUUAUAAAUUCAUCUAUGUCAUUUAGCAUAAAACCAUUGAUUUUUGCAUCGAGUCCCACCAGUGGUUUUAACCAAUCCUACCUAUAUUGUAUCCACCAUGUAUGUACACUAUACACCUACAACCAAGCGUGACCAUAAUAUAACGUUCCCUCUUGUCUUCCCUGACUCCAAGUCCCAGCUAAGUCAAAUAUAAUGCAAUUACAUUCAAAACACUGGUACAAUUCAUUCUUUUUUAUUCAUUAAUAGAGGGCUGACAAAUAAUCAUACAAUAGUAUUUUUGCAAAUAUUUUAGUGCCAGUAAAAUAUUUUCCGAUCCAGUAGCUUUGUAUGUACAUAUGAUAUGCUGAUUUUCAAUUUGUGUCCUGUUUUACCCAAGAAUAUUGAAUACUACAUGACACCAAAUAAACUAGGAUACUAUAGCAGCAGACCACACCCAAUUAUUUUAGUCUAAUGAUCUUCAUAUUAGUUAUUUGAUUUUGUAUCUAUUAUCUUAUAUAUCAUUAUAAUUACAUUAUUCUGUUUGUAAAAUCUUCUUAAAGGAGGAAAUAAAGAGAAUAAUAAUAAUUUCGGUAACAAAAUAAAAUUUUAUUGUAAAAUCAAUGCUUCUUGGGCAGGAAUAAUUUUAUCAUGAUAUUAAUAAUUUGUAAUUCUUCAGAUGUAGGAUCCUAUCUAUGUUGGUAUAAUUAUAUGGAUUAUAAAAGAAAUUGUGGUUGGUCUCUGUGGAGACAUUUUUAAUUUUUUUAUUGCAAUUUCACUCAUUAUCCAAAUUAGUUGUUUAAAUACUCUUUGUGAGAAAAAUAUAUAUCUAGUCAACCAGAACUGGGUAAAGGUCGUCCAGUCCUGUAUCUACAAAUAGCUAAAUGAUCAUGUAGUUCCUGGGAAAUGUGUAUCUACUGCACAAAACAGUCCUACAGAUUUUAGAUGAUAUUUGUUUUAUGUAAAAACCAUUAUAAUAAUUUGAUAAAAUCUUCCUAACAGUCUUAUUUAGGAAGGUUCAUUGUAGUCACAGUGAUUGUGGUUUUCAGUGAAGAAUGUUACAAGUAGACAGAUUUGGAAAAAAACAUAAUUCUGUUCUCAUUUAACUAGUGCCUCCUUGUAUCAGUAUAAUACUAUAUGCAAAUGACCUUGUGAUGUCAUUGAAGGAGCCAACGUGGUUGUGUUUGCUUUAAGGGUGGCCUGCCAUUAAAGGAUUAUACAGAUGGAACUAUUUUCUUAAGAUUGUGGUUGUCUAUAAAUUUUGAAUAGUUACCAAAAUCUGUCUAGCAGUAAAUAAUUGUUUCUGCUCUCAAGAUCGCAUCUUAGGUUAUCUCGGGGACUUUGGCAUUUAUAAACUUAACUGGUGCUAUCGGAAAUUACACCAGUACAGGUAAUGUCACUGAAACCAGUUAAAGGACAAUUUAGAACUGAACCUGUAUAGAAAAACAUGCAUCAUAUCAAGAUGUGGACAUUGUGGUAGCAGAUCUCGAGUUUUAGUGAACCCACCUAGUCUUGACAAAAGGCUGAAAAAGCAUUCCUUUUUUGUACUCUUUUUCUUCUGAUGAUUAAUAAAUGAAAGUCAACAGUACUAAGUGCCAUUUUCAAUUUGUAUGGAUUAUAUAGUUCUUAUGACGGUCAUGUGGAUUAUUUAUUUCUACCAUUUGUGACAUGUGGAUUAUAUAGGUCUACCAUUUGUGACUGUCAUGUGGAUUAUAUAGGUCUACCAUUUGUGACUGUCAUGUGGAUUAUAUAGGUCUACCAUUUGUGACUGUCAUGUGGAUUAUAAAGGUCUACCAUUUGUGACUGUCAUGUGGAUUAUAUAGGUCUACCAUUUGUGACUGUCAGGUAGCUAAUAUAGGUCUACCAUUUGUGACUGUCAGGUAGCUAAUAUAGGUCUACCAUUUGUGACAAUCAUGUGGAUUAUAUAGUUCUACCAUUUGUGAUGAUCAUGGUGAUAAUAUAAUUCCAUUUGUGACCAUCAUAUGAACUAUUAAGUACUAGCAUUUGUGACUUUUUUAUGCACAGCAUGAAAAAUAACAUGUAAAGAUAAACUAGUCCUAUAUAUAAACUGUGUUGUAUGCGUAGUCAAAUGUCAAAGCAAUCUGUUUUCUGAAAAUUUUAUUGAUGCAAUUUGUCAUGGCAUCAAAUUAAUGUGAGAUAUUUUGUUUUUUUAAAUAUUUUUAUUGAUGCAAUUUGUAAAGGCCAAUCAGUGGCUACAGAAGUCUUGAUUUGUGUUAGGUUUUACUUGUGUAGCAUCAUUGGGCUGCCAACAGGAGGCGUUAUUCCUAAGUCUUUGUUUAGAGUGCAAUUUAAAUGUCCCAAAUGUUUCAUUAUCAUAUCAAAAUGUGUGUGCUUCGUUUAUAUAGCGAGUCUAUUGAUGUUGAGAAGACAUAUCAAGAUACCGUAAUUACGAUUUUGUUUAUAGCUCUCUACAGUUUCAGUGGUUUUAGAAGACGUUUAGUAACGUGGUAUGUUUUGUCUUUACAUGUAUGCUAAGGUGCGUCUGUGUGUGAUCGUGGGUAAUGUGGAGGUCAGUAUGACCAGUAGUCGUGUGCAUUUUGUGGGUCACUGUGUUAUUUUUGUUCCACCCACCCCCUGGCCUCUUGUAUUGGGGACCUUUGUCACUCAGAAUUCCCUCAUACGUUUCAACGUGUAAUUAUUUUGUUGAAAAUGCAUAUAUAUGUAUAUUAUGACAAAUUAUUGGUGUUAUUUAUCUUCUUUUUUUUUCUUUUUCAUGUAUGUAAUUUUAACUUUUUUUUUUGUAUAUAGACAUAAUUAGAGAAUAUAAUCGCAUCUGAAAGGUGUAACACAAAGAGUUGAUGUACAUAGAAGGGAUAAAUAUUUUCUAUUAGUCCUGCCAUAGGUCUCGUCUCUCGGCCUUGUUUCCUCGGUUACCUAAGGUUCCCUGUAGGUUGCCUAUGAUGGGAGAGAUAUGACAGAAACUUUACAAGGGGAUCAUCUUGUCACAUUUAAACAAUAAUUGUCCAUUUAUGAAAUUUAAUUUGAUGUAGCUGGCAUUAGCCCACCUUUUUUAACGAUUUCACAUUCACUCGCUGCCUCGGUCAUUUAUAUCUGUUCAUGAAGAAUUCAUCAAUCAGAUGACAAAAAUCCCAAGUGUCACUUUUUAUUUCAGGGGGUCAAAAUCUCGUGUUUAUAUUCUUUACAGAAUGAAAUAACAUGGUUACAUACAUAUAGGGUAUGUCAAGUUGAUCGCUCUUCAAUACUACCAAAGUGGAUCUGGUCUAUGGCAUUGUUGAAAAUUUGAAUCUUUAGAAGAUAGAUCUGCCAGCAAAUUUAAUAAUAGCAGUACUUAUGUACUCCUGAACUAUUUCGUGUAUAAUUCUAGGUGAAAUUGUUAACGAUGAUUUUAAAAAGAAACAUUGUGACUAGUAUAUAUGUGGCCUUUGAUAUUUAUCAAGCACAAAUAAAGCCAGAAUUUGCCAGAAAAAGGAAGGGGGGGGGGGGGGGGGGGGUCACCCAAGUCAAAUAUAGUUAUCUAUGUUAAAAAAACAUUUAUGCGACUCUCGAAAAGAAAAUGUGACCACCUUUUGAACAAAUUCAGAGUUGAAAAAAAAAAUGCCUGUGUAACGAUGUGAAUGAUAUAGUAGAAAGAAUCAAAUGUAGAAGAAACAUGACACUUUGAGAGAACAAAAGAUCGGCCUUUGUGUACAAAGUAUCAGAUUAAAUUCGAAAGAUUUAUCUUAAUGUUUGAAACAUAUGUAUGUCGUAGUUUCAAGUGAAAUAUAUUUGUGAAAAAAAGCUGAAAAUAGCAUUAGUCAUAGGAGAAUAUUACUUAAGGUUCUGGGAACAAAAACUGCCUUGAAGUUCAAAACUAUUUACAGGUAUAGAACAAUAUAAACAUGCCCAGCAUUGAACACUAUUAACACCGCUACAAAGGUAACACUACGCUUGGUAAUCCACGAGAUUCCACUGAUCAGGAACGGGUUAAUAAUUGUGCCUAUUUGUAAGGUUGUUGCUCCAAUCUUUUCAACCUCGGUAUUUUAAUAUUUAUGUUGAAAACAGAAUUGACCCUUUAAUUCUAGGUUAAGGUGUUUUUUUAAUUUCUUGAUAAACAGCAAGUAGGUUUAGUUUUCUUCAACUUUAGAUCUUGAAAUAGGCAUUAAUGGAAUAUCAGAACAAGGUGCAAAUAGAGAACGAUAUAUUUGUUGCACCACAAUCAGGCUCGCUAUAUUAGUUAGAUCUUGAAAUAGGCAUUAAUGGAAUAUCAGAACAAGGUGCAAAUAGAGAACGAUAUAUUUGUUGCACCACAAUGAGGCUCGCUAUAUUAGUAGAAUCAAGAAUAUCUCGGUGAUGCUGUAAGUUGAAACAGUAAUAACAUUAUUUGCUAUAUGCCUUGAACUCUGGAUAGUGUACGGAGUAAAUCGCUAAUGGACUGUUGAGUAUCUGUUGUCCAGCAAUACAUGUUUCAUGUGAGUCUUGUUUGGGCAAAGCAAUAUUCCACACAAUAAUAAGAAAAAAGUCAGCAAUAUCGCGAACCAAUUGUAUCAAUUUUUGUUAUCAACUAGAUGCUGUCUUGUUGUGUUGGGCGAGUGUUAACGAGGACAGGACACCACUAUGUACCACACAGAGUAUCUAGUUGUAUCCACUUUAUCAUUUGUACUUCACGUUGUAUCAUAUUUCCCAAGUCUAGUUAAGUACUGUUGCUUUUAAAGAGUCUUAUAAGUAUUUUAAAUUAAUAAAAUGAAAAAUGUAUAUUGAA